UAGAAAGUAUUAGUUAAGUUAAGUCAGUUAAAAAAAAUAUUAUUUUUAAAGUUUUAACUAAAAUUUUAAAAACUAAAAUCAUGUUUAAACAACUAUUGCUAAUUAGUUUAGUUAGCAUGGUAGUCAAUAAUUUUAUUGGCAUAAAAGCAUCAAGUGCAUCACCAAGCGCACUUAGCUUUGUCGAAAAUGAUCUAGUACAAGUUGACGUUAAAAUGUUGUAUGGACCAUGGUCAAUUAGGGCAUCGACUGUAUUACCAACUGAUCCCAAAUUUUCCCAUAAUAUCUACACUCAAUCAAGCGAUGGACUACUAAUUACUAAAUUCAAUGAUACAACCAGUCUGGGAACGGCUACAUUGAAACCGGCACCGGGCGGUAGUCGGAUAUGGGUAGCCGAUAUCAAUUACAAGGGUGAACCCAAACAAUUGAGACACCAAUACCCUGUUUAUCUGGACUAUGAUUAUCGUAUAGUACUAGUUGUCAGAGAAAGUGAUCCAAAAAAUCCAAUACUGGAAGUCUAUGCCAGACCUAGUGUUUCAUACAAUAGGGAACCCAUCGAUGAAAUACUAAACAAAAUUCAAUCAAACAAUUCAAAUAUUAAAAAAUUAAUCGGAGAUUAUGUACCAAAACUACAUUAUGUUAAAAGUCCAUAAAUAUUGAAACUAAUUAACUUAAUUAAAUUA
Messenger RNA from Oppia nitens, 680 nucleotides. RefSeq lists its product as uncharacterized. The record is from RefSeq and is a predicted model, not a curated record. The coding region runs from base 81 to 650 and encodes 189 amino acids. Lineage: Eukaryota; Metazoa; Arthropoda; Arachnida; Sarcoptiformes; Oppiidae. The transcript has 5 exons.